AUGCUCACACCGACUUUGACUCUCUUCGUCCUCGCCACCUCCGCCAUCAGCGUCACGGCUUCGACAUCAGGUGUUUCCGAUGUCCUUUUCCGCGUUGGUGGAGCUCGACAUCACGAUCCCGAGCUCCUCGUCGCUCGCGGUAGGAAGCCCAAGCGCUCGGCCCUCGACCGGUUCGGAGCCUCUCGUAAGCGGGACAAUGUGUUGAUCCAUUUGACCCGAGGGAUCUCGAAGUGUGCUCAUCACCACCUUUUUGAAUUUUCUCGGUCGGGUGCUUCUUUUUGACAGUGACAGCCACCGGGAGUUCUGGCUUCACCCAAUGCGGCCAAGCCGACAUCGUUUUCAAAGGCUCGGGCAACGCCCGACCCCUCUCGCUCGUAUUGAUCGACCCUGGAAAAGCAUCGGCCGCGUUCAAAGCCGGUCUUUCGACGUUCAAAGAGGCCCAGGCGCUGUCGCCCUAUGCCAUCUAUAGCGUUAGUGCUCGGGACGGUCAGGCGUUUCGUUUCACGCUCCCCGUACCCUCUCGUUAUGGAUUCGACGCGUAUGCCUACUUCAACAACGGUACGGGCAAGUACUUGGGCGCCGGCACUCGUCGCGUCGGAGCCCCUGCUUCGAACGCAGCCAAGUGUAUCGUUUCUUGCCGCAAGGACCACUACUCGUUCGGUACGUCAUGUUCCCGACUAGGGUCAUCAUCUCGGCCGCGCGCCACCUUUGCUGAUAUGUUUUCUUCGCCAAUCGUCAUCGGGCGUGACCAGCCAACGAGUGCAAGAAAUGCUCGUCGUCGUUCGGAUCCAACACGUUGACAUGUGACGCCUCGGGCGCCAAGACCUGCUCGAAAAACUUUGUCGUCAAGAAUGGCAAAUGCCCCUCCGCCACCGAGACGAGGCCUACGACCGCUGCCAAGACGACCACGCGAAAGACGACUCUUGCAGCGGAACCUACUGGUAGCAGUCGAUCCUCGACUUCGGUCAAGACCCUCUCGUUGAAUGAGCACAACAAGUUCCGCGCCGCGCACGGUGCAAACCCGCUCGUGUGGGACGACACCUUCGCCAAGUACGCUCAAGACUAUGCCAACAAGUGCGUGUUCAAGCACAGUGGUGGACCUUAUGUAAGCCUGCCGUCUCUUAACAUUUUACUCGCACCAACACAUGUCAAUAUUGAGCUCCCAAAUCUCACGAUCUCAGGGCGAGAACCUCGCCGCCAUAGCUGGUGAUGCUAGCGCCACCGUCCUCAGCGGGAUCAAGUUGUGGGAGAACGAGGAGAGCCAAUUCAACUGCACCAACCCCGUUUACAGUCAUUACACGCAGAUGGUGUGGAGGUCGACGACCAAGAUUGGUUGUGCCGAAGCCAACUGUCCCCCGGGUUCAAUCUUCAGUAAACUUUCUUGUUGGAAUGGCCUCAGCAGUUUUUGCUGGAGCGCGGUUUAGUUGACCACUUCACCGGCGCCUGUUCACUCACAGGUCCGAGUCUCAACAACCAGAAGUACUGGAUCUGCGAGUACUCUGACACCGUCAGUAACUUUGGCGAUGCUACUGUAAGUCGCCAUUGACUUUGGUGCUGCUGCUGUAACUCGCCAUCGCUAAUGAUUUUCCGCCGCGCAAUCACCAGAAUUACUGCAAGAACGUCAAUGGAAAGUAA
Microbotryum saponariae is the source of this 1635-nucleotide messenger RNA. The record is from the annotation of a GenBank genome assembly. Lineage: Eukaryota; Fungi; Basidiomycota; Microbotryomycetes; Microbotryales; Microbotryaceae.